GAAGAUCCCUGGGAGCAAGUGGUUAGAGUGAUCACCAACUCCCAGAAAAUGCGCUGGCUCAAACAGAGACUGACUGGCAGCAGGGCUGAGACCAAUCUCAUCAGCCGGAUCGUGGAUUUUGUCAUGUAUGAACAUCCAGUGGAUAUUGAGCGGUUGAGGAGGUCCUUGCACCAUCAGGUGGCUAGAGCAGAAAUGAGAUUACAGGGGAUCCAGAACAUGCUGACCCUGGUCCACAAGGAUCACCUGAUCCCAUCUGUCAAGUACAGUGUUAUAUGUGGCUGGCAGGGGCUUCUGACAGUUGGCUCCAAGAAACAUACCCCAUUACCUCAUUGCCUCAUGGAUGUCAAGCUGAUCCCUCCUUGUGAUCGCAUUCUCCUGGAGAUGACGUUUGCUGAACUCUACAAGUGGGCCAUCCAGCAGCUCCGCUACUACGUCAUGCAGGCAGACAUGAUGCUAAAAUUACGGGGCAUCAACCCAGCUGCUCCAAACCUAUGUCCUGGCAAGGAGCGUCUGAGCCUCGGAGCCUUGCCCAGUUCCAGGUUCAUCCUAGCCACCUUGGGACUCCUGGUGGCAGAACACUACUCCAACAGUCUCAGUCUGCUUCUCAACUCUGGGGUUCUGGCCCUGACACAAAGCAUACUUCGACUUGCAGGUCCAGACCCUGAUAUUCCUUUGGCAGACAACUGCAGCACCAUCUUCACCAUCCCUGAGGAGCAGCUCAACAAGAAGACAACCCAGUCGGUGCCCCUGGCGGGACCCGAGCUGGCAGCCAUGAUGAAAGUUGGGGCCCGCGUUAUGAGAGGUGUCGACUGGAAGUGGGGAGACCAGGAUGGGCCACCCCCAAGUCUGGGUCAUGUGAUCGGGGAACUGGGAGAGGAUGGCUGGAUCAGAGUCCAGUGGGACACGGGCAGCACCAACAGCUACAGGAUGGGUAAAGAAGGCAAGUACGACCUCAAGCUGGCCCAGAUGCCUGAGGUGACUGACAAUGAGGAUGAUGAUGAGGAGGAGGAGACAUCAAAGAAGAGCCAGACAGAGAGCAAACAUCCUACCAACCUGAUCCGGAAAUCCACCCUGAACCUGCUGACAACCUUGUCCCUGUGUGCAGGGAUCCACUCUGAGAAUGCUCAGCCAGAGGCCGUAGCCUCUCUGUGUGGACUGAUGCUGAGCAUUGUGGAUGCUGGUUGUAAUUAUGGACCAAACACCAACUCUGCUGCGGCACAUAUUGCCAGCCAGCAGCACAUGAAAUGGUGCACCCUGGGAUUUGUGCGCAGCAUUGCCACCAGUCCCGUCAUCUGCCAGGCUCUCAGCUCUCCCAGGUGGAUGUCCCUGCUGCUGAAGAUUCUGGAGGAGGACCAUAGCUCCAAGUACUCCAAGAAUGUAUACAGACAGAUUCUGAUUCUCAAACUGUUGAGAACUGUGCUGCCAGCCUGGGAUCACUACUCGGACAGUGUGAGAGUUGUUGAGAUUGUUGAGCGACUCUUCUCUUUCCUGGGCACCAUUCUCAUGGGCUGUGCUUCAGACAUGACCUUGACUUCAUCAUUGGAGGGCACUGAUGACAAGAAACACUACACCCCAGUCUCCAUCACAGCAACCUACACUAGCACCAUGGCGGAGGAGGUGAUAGCCCUGCUGCGCCGGCUGCAUGUCCUGCCUGUGUGGAAUGCAGCUGUCAACCGGUACAUCGCCAGCCAGCUGCCCAACAUCAUCAGCCUGCUGAUUCCCCUGACAGAUUUUCAUGUGGAGAAGAUGCCCAUGACAGAGGCAACACUGGCCAACUGGGCUAUGUUGUGUAGCCUGGCCUGUGCUGCAGUGAGGACUGACAGAGAUAAGGACACUACGCCUCGGGCACCCCUGGCCACCAGCACUGGCAGUAUUGAUUCACUGGGAAAUCACCUAACUUUCAAAGAACUCCGCAAGCAGUACAUCCGUCUCUGCCUGCUGGGAGCUGUAGCCAAGCUGUUCAGUCAGCAGGAUGUGCUGCGCCAGAUCCUGUCUCAGACAAUCCCCUUGGAGCACAGUCCUGUGGACACAUCACUGCCUGUAGAAGAAGAUAGGGAAGGGGAUGGGCAGGGCCAGGUGACCUUGAUGCAGCAGCUGCUGACAACUGCCACCCAGCCAUCCCCUCUCAAGGCUGUCUUCUCUGUAGAAGAAAUGGAGACUGCCUCAUUUUGGUGCCAUGUACAUGCGUGCAUAUGUGUGUGCAUGCACGCAUAUGUUAGAGAGAGAGGGAGAAAGAGAGAGGAUAACAAAUGUAUUAAUGGAAAUGGUAUUCUGUCCUGUUAUGGGGUCUCACCCAGUCCCCGUUCUGGAGUGUCAUCCAGUCCUGUCGGUGGGUCUCAUUCAGUCCUGAGAUGGGGUCUUGUACAAUCCUACCAUGGGGUCCCAUCCCGUCCUGUCCUGAGUGCCGAUACUCCAACAGUGGAAGCAGUGGUCAGCUGGCUGCUGGAACAUCCGAGCCCAGGCAAUGACGACUCGGACACAGAAAUCGGGUCUUCUGAAGGGGGAUACUCUGACAGUGACUCGGUCUCUGAUGGUUAUGAUGAAUACGAGGGAUUUGAUGUGCCAUCCCUGGAACCAGUGUUGGUGCCUUAUGGGUCAGAGUUUAAAAAGAGAAACGACUUUGUAAACACAGAUGAUUAUGCCAUGUAUGUGCGGCAGAAGAUCCAAAUUGGCAUGAUGGUUAGGUGUUGCAGGACAUACGAGGAGGUUCAUCAGGGGGACAUCGGCAAGGUCACCAAGUUGGACCAAGAUGGGCUACAUGAGCUGAAUGUCCAGGCUUUAUGGCAGAGGAAGGGCAGCACAUACUGGGUGAGGUACAUCCACAUUGAGAUCCUGGGGUUCACCAAUUCAGCCAUUGAGAGUGGACAGACGAUCAAGGUUGGAGAUAAAGUUAGGGUUAAGCCCUCAGUUAUCAAGCCAACAUACAAAUGGGGAUCAGUCUCUCACUCGAGUGUUGGAAUUGUUACAGCCAUACUGCCAAAUGGUAGGGAUGCCACGGUGGACUUCCCCCAACAACCUCACUGGACCGGGGUCAUCUCCGAGAUGGAGUUAGUUCCUAGUACACAUCCACAGAUAUUGUGUUCCAACUGUUACAUGAACCCCAUUGUUGGAGCCAGGUUCCGCUGCCAGACCUGUGACAACUUUGACCUGUGUGAGAGCUGCUUUAGGAUCUGUCGCUCACACAAGCAUCCUUUCAACCGAAUCCAAGAGCCAGGAAGUGACCCCUGCUUUGCAGGGAAACCUGGCCACCACAAUAAAGUGACUUGUCAGCAGACCCCGAAAGGAUCGACAGUUAGCAGCUGGCAUGCCUGUGUGAAGAAUGUGACAGUCUCGUCUAGGGAAGACCAGGCCCACAAUCUUUACGAUGGUCAAGGCCACUUCUGGCAGAGCCAUGGUACACAAGGAAAGCAUUGGAUCCAUCUUGAGAUGCAACCAGACAUGAUAAUCAACCGGCUGAUGAUGAGGGUGGAUCCUGCCGACUCCAGCUACAUUCCAUCGGUUGUCGUGGUCAGUGGUGGGGACUCUGUGGUCAGCCUGAAGGAGCUGAGGACUGUGCACAUAUCUUCUGAUGAAUCUUUGGUCACUUUAUUGGCCGAUAUGACAGAGUAUUACCACUUCAUUGAAAUUGGCAUUAAGCAGUGUCGCAGCAGUGGGAUAGACUGCAAGAUCCAUGGCUUGUCCAUCACAGCCAGACACAAAACAGAUGAUGAUGAUAUCCCCACCACAUUCUCUAUCCUGACUGGCAGCCGAACCAAGAAGGGCAAGGGUUCAAGUCCUAAAGAUGUCCAGACGUAUGUGUUUGUGUGGGGGCUUAAUGACAAAGAUCAGCUUGGAGGCCCUAAGGGGUCAAAGAUAAAGAUGCCAGUGCUGAAUGAGGCAUUGUCAGCCCUCAACUGUGUACAGAUUGCUGGAGGAUCCAAAAGUCUCUUUUGUGUUACUCAGGAUGGUAAACUAUUUGCCUGUGGUGAAGGGACCAAUGGGCGUCUAGGGCUGGGUGCUGUGACUGGGAAUGUGUCCCUGCCUCGCCAGCUGACCACACUGAGCCAUAUUGACGGCAAAGUGUUUGCCUGGGGUGAAGGAGAUGAUGGAAAAUUGGGGUUGUCAAGCAGAAUAAACUGUGACACACCUAAACUGAUCGAAGCCUUGAAGUCAAAGAGAGUGAGAGACAUUGCAUGUGGAAGUUCUCACAGUGCGGCCAUCAUCUCUAAUGGGGACUUGUACACCUGGGGGCUUGGGGACUACGGCCGGCUCGGGCAUGGGGACAACACAACACAGCUGAAGCCAAAACAGGUGAUGGCUCUGGCAGGGCAGCGUGUCAUCCAGGUGGCCUGUGGUAGCCGUGAUGCCCAGACUCUGGCACUCACUGAUGAAGGAGUGGUCUACUCUUGGGGAGAUGGGGACUUUGGGAAGCUGGGCCGAGGAGGCAGUGAAGGAUGUAAUGUGCCACACCCAGUGGAGAGACUCACCGGCCAGGGUGUGAUACAGAUAGAAUGUGGCGCCCAGUUCUCCCUGGCACUGACCAAACAGGGUCAAGUCUGGACAUGGGGCAAAGGAGACUACUUCCGGCUUGGUCACGGCACUGAUGCUCAUGUGAGGAAACCCCAGCUGGUGGAAGGGCUGAAAGGGAAGAAGAUUGUUCAUGUAGCUGUAGGAGCUCUUCACUGUCUAGCAGUCACGGAUACUGGCCAGGUAUGGGCAUGGGGAGAUAAUGACCAUGGCCAACAAGGCAACGGAACCACAACCGUCAACAGAAAAGCAGCCUUGGUUCUGGGCACAGAAGGCUACAAGAUCACUCGUGUGGCUUGUGGGUCCUCCCACAGUGUGGCUUGGGCCACAACAGGGUAUGCGGUACCCGCAUCUCAUGAACCAGUGCUGUUCUCAACUUCAAAAGAUCCUCUCGGAGCCACUUUCCUUGGGAUCCAUGAUGACAAAGAUGAGUCUUACCACAUUCCUUGCAAAGAUUUGAAUAACAGGGAGAAAAGCAACAGACCUUCUCUGUCAAAGAUCAUCCUGUACAUGGAUUCAACACUAGAGAAACAGCGGGCGCUCAACCAUGUCCUCAAUGCGCUGCAGAUCAAGUAUGCCAGGGAUGCCAUUGUGAAAGCUCUGAGCAAGGAGUCGAUUAUUCACACCAACGGCUCAAGUCUAGACUCUGGCCAGGGAGCCAGGGAGACCAUCUCCUACACACCGACCACAUCUCCAGACACCAGCACCGUGCUGCACAUGUCUACGAUGGAGCAGGGAGCCGGUGAUAUGGCAGCCUCGGUUGUUGAGUUGGCUGACUCCGACGAUCUCCCAUUCCCAAGCAUGCAAAGUCUGGCCGCCAAAGCAUCCCCAGCCACGUCAAUUCUGGCCGAGACAAUCCAGUCAGCAGAGGAAGUAACCCAAGUUGGAGAGACAAAUCUCAGUGGUGGAUAUCCACCUGGACUGGAUGAGUUUACCCACAAACUAUCCGUGGAUGAUGCCCGCAUCCUGGUGGAUCUCCUGAAGCUGUGUGUGGCACGAAAGAUUAUUGGAGGCAAAAAGACACUGUCUGAUGUGCUCACAGCUCUAGGCAAGGCAUCACCUCAGGUAACCGAGAUGCUACUGGAACUGUGUGUGACAGAGCUGGAAGAUGUAGCCACGGACAGUGAGACUGGCCGCUCCUCUGCCAAACCUGUGGUGCAGGAGAGCGCCCAUCCUUACACUGAUGACUCCAGUCAGACAGGAGUUGUGAAAAUACCAGGAGCUGAAGCUCUGAGGGUAGAGUUUGACCGGCAUUGUUCAACAGAGAGACGACAUGACCCACUAACAAUAAUGGAUGCGUCCGGAAGGACAAUAGCGGUUAGAUCUGGAAGAGAAUGGUCAGACUGGUUCCAGGAGUUGAGGAUCAGCGGAGAUGAGUUGAGGUGGAAGUUCACCAGCGACGGUUCGGUCAAUGGCUGGGGCUGGUACUUCACCGUCUACCCAGUCAUGCCGGCUGCCACACCACUGGACACUCUGUCUGACCGCACCAUCUUAUCCAGGCCCUCCAUUGACCUGGUCACUUGCUUACUGGACUUCAAGCUGGAGGUGUCCCUGGACAGAAACAUUGUGCCCAGGCUGGCUGCAGCCCUGGCAGCAUGUGCACAGCUGAGCUGUCUGG
Messenger RNA from Candidula unifasciata, 6124 nucleotides. NCBI's taxonomy places the organism in Eukaryota, Metazoa, Mollusca, Gastropoda, Stylommatophora, Geomitridae. The record is from the annotation of a GenBank genome assembly.